This is a messenger RNA of Brassica oleracea var. oleracea, 1525 nucleotides long. Its product is annotated as molybdate transporter 1. The record is from RefSeq and is a predicted model, not a curated record. Gene Ontology annotation, molecular function: molybdate ion transmembrane transporter activity. The transcript has a single exon. NCBI's taxonomy places the organism in Eukaryota, Viridiplantae, Streptophyta, Magnoliopsida, Brassicales, Brassicaceae. The coding region runs from base 80 to 1453 and encodes 457 amino acids. Gene Ontology annotation, biological process: molybdate ion transport.
GAUUAGCAUAAAAAGAGUUCCACAAUUACACAACACAUAUACAAAACUCAAACUGUUGCAUUCCUCGACAGAAACAACAAUGGAGUCUCAGUCUCAGACUCAGACUAGUCCACCCGAAACCCCAAAGCGCUCUCCGUUCACCGGAAUAUUCCACAAACUGAAAACCAAUCUUGUAUUCCGGUCAAAGCUCGCCGAAGUAAACGGUGCAAUGGGUGAUCUCGGCACUUACAUCCCAAUCGUCCUCGCUUUAACUCUUGCCAAGGAUUUGGAUUUAGGCACAACGCUGAUAUUCACCGGGAUUUACAACGCCGUGACCGGAGCGGUUUACGGCGUACCGAUGCCGGUACAACCGAUGAAGUCGAUCGCAGCCGUGGCGAUUUCGUCAACCGCGGAGGAGUUCGGUAUACCGGAGAUCAUGGCCGCCGGGAUCUGCACCGGAGGGAUCUUGUUCGUGUUAGGGAUCUCCGGUCUGAUGCAGUUCGUGUUCAACGUCAUUCCUUUGUCGGUUGUUAGAGGGAUUCAGUUGUCACAGGGCUUAGCCUUUGCAAUGUCUGCGGUUAAGUAUGUUAGGAAAGAACAAAACUUUUCAAAGUCCAAAAGUGUUGGUGACAGGCCGUGGUUUGGGCUUGAUGGUUUGGUUUUGGCUUUGGCUUGUGUUCUCUUCAUAGUCCUGGUGAAUGGAGAUGGAGAACAGGAAGAAGAAGAGGAGGAAGAGAGAAAUGGUUCAAGAAGAAGAUGGGUUUGGAUAAGGAAGGUUGUAUCUAAUGUACCAUCUGCUCUGUUGAUUUUCUUGUUGGGUGUUGUUUUGGCUUUUAUAAGGAAGCCAAGUAUUGUGCAUGAUAUUAAGUUUGGACCGUCGAAGAUUAAGUUAGUGAGAAUGGACAAGGAAGCAUGGAAAAACGGCUUUUUGAAAGGGACGAUUCCGCAGUUACCUCUCUCUGUUCUGAACUCUGUUGUGGCCGUGUGUAAGCUUUCUCACGACUUAUUCCCUGAGAAGAAGUUUUCGGCUACAUCGGUUUCGAUGACUGUUGGGUUGAUGAAUAUGGUUGGAUGUUGGUUUGGGGCAAUGCCUACUUGCCAUGGAGCCGGUGGGCUAGCCGGGCAGUACAAGUUCGGUGGGAGGAGUGGUGGGUGUGUGGCGCUGCUGGGAGUAGCUAAAUUGGUGUUAGGUUUGGUGUUAGGAGGUUCAUUGGUGGGUAUAAUGGAGAAGUUUCCGGUUGGUGUGCUUGGAGCUUUGCUGCUGUUUGCAGGUAUAGAGCUUGCAAUGGCUGCAAGGGAUAUGAACACGAAGGGGGAUGCAUUUGUGAUGCUUGUUUGUACAGCUGUGUCUUUAGGCUCAAAUGCAGCGAUAGGAUUUGUUGCUGGGAUUGUUCUGUAUGUAGUUUUGUGGAUGAGGAACUACGGAAGGGUCAAGCCCACUGGCCUUCCUCUUCAAGUAGAUCAACAUCCUUGAAGGUCUUCGAUCUUCUUCUGUGCUUUAAAAUGUGAUCUGUUCUAUAAAUAAAAAGUUCAAAACUUCGUUGAA